AUGGAUAAAUUAACUUCAAAGAACGCUGCUAGUAUAGAUUGGAGAACGGUCGAGACUUUACGGACGAGAGUCGAGGAACUGAGGAAGUUCAGGGCCAGCCGGAUGGGGUCAAAGACUCUUUCAGAAAGUGAAAACGCCUCUGCGAACAACAUCAAUCGACAGAUCCAAGAGAUUCUGAAAGAGACGUUAACCAUUGAUGAGCAGCUCGCCAAUCUCGAAAAUUUCGAUCCCCCUACGGAGAAGGGAAGUGAUAACCACCGCUUCAAUGCCGUGUAA
Perkinsus marinus ATCC 50983 is the source of this 276-nucleotide messenger RNA. RefSeq lists its product as hypothetical. Bases 1 to 276 code for a protein of 91 amino acids. Lineage: Eukaryota; Perkinsozoa; Perkinsida; Perkinsidae. The record is from RefSeq and is a predicted model, not a curated record. The transcript has 3 exons.